This is a messenger RNA of Adineta steineri, 1311 nucleotides long. NCBI's taxonomy places the organism in Eukaryota, Metazoa, Rotifera, Eurotatoria, Adinetida, Adinetidae. The record is from the annotation of a GenBank genome assembly.
AUGGGAACGAAAAUAUCAAAACAACAUCAUCAUCACCAUCAAACUAGACGGCAUAAUCGAAUAGCUCUUGCACGUGAUAAUAUUCUCCGUAUUGCCAGUCAAGAAAUUCAAAAUUUUAAUGAGAUUUUCUCUUCAACAACCGUUGAAAUACCUUUCGAAGAAGAAAAAUCAGAUAAUAAUUUAGCAACAAAAAAACAUCAUCAUGAUCCGAUUAUUCAAAAAGAAGCACUUGGUAUAAGAAAAAGUCGAUCAACUGGAAAUUUAUCUAGUACGACACCUGUUUUUACAGAUCAAAAGAAACGAACACAUAGAAAUAAAUCAUCAUCAUCUCAAAAUGCAAGCACGGUUCAUUCAGAAUUGACAACAAGUUUUAAUCAAUUAUCUUCUUCAAAACUGAAAAGAAAGAAAAUUCUACAUAAUUCUAAACUUGCUUUUAUUGAUUCAAAAGAUUUAAAAUAUGUUGGUGAAAUUGGUAAAGGUAAUUUUGGUACUGUGCACCAUGCCUUAUACAAAGGUACACAUGAUGUUGCAUUAAAAACAUUAAGUACUCAAGAUGAAAAUCCUAAUAAAUGUUCUAUCUAUGGUAAUGCUGACAAUAUGAACGUCAUACUUCAAGAAGCAACUAUCAUGACACGCUUGAGGCAUGCAAAUCUUUUACGUAUAAUUGGUUUAACAUUUUCUGAAGAAAGUCAACAAUUAAGUUUAGUAACAGAUUUUAUGAGAAAUGGUUCAUUAUUAGAUUAUCUUAAAAGACAUCGUGAUAUAUUUUUAAAAUCAAAUUCUUGUUCUAUAUCAAAAAAAUUAAAUUAUUUUGCAAGACAAAUAUAUGAAGCAAUGUUAUAUUUAGAAGAACGACAUAUUAUUCAUCGAGAUUUAGCAGCAAGAAAUUGUUUAAUUGACGACGAUGAUACACUUAAAGUUGCUGAUUUUGGUUUAACUAAAUUAACUGAAUGUGGUUCAUAUAAAGGUACACAUCGUACGAUAUGUGCACCACGUUGGACAGCACCUGAAGCGUUAUUUUCAUCGGAAUAUUCUUCCCGUUCAGAUGUUUGGAGUUAUGGUAUAACUCUUUGGGAAAUUUAUUCAUUAGGUGACCGACCAUUUCGGAAUAUGACUAAUUAUGCUUUAAAAACUGUUUUAAAAAAUCCAUUAGAAAAACUUAGUCAAUAUCUUCCAAAACCACGUCGUCUUGGUUCAGAUGAAAUAUAUACACAUAUUAUUCUUCCUUGUUUAACAAAUAGUGUUACAAUGCGACCACGUUUUCGUGAUUUAAAACAACGUAUUUUAGAUAUUCUUGUGAACGAAAUAUAA